GUGUUUAAAGGGCCCGGUCAGCUGACAGACUCCUGCCGGCGUCUACCCUUGGGGGCCUGGUUCUGGCUACCUGGGGAGAGAUGAUGGCGUACCGAACCGGCCAAGUGCUCCAGGGCAGACCCGGGGGAUCGCAGAAUCCGGGGUUCUGGGGAGGCUGUAGAGUUCAGGUAUUUGCCGCGAUCUUCCUGCUGCUGUUGUCUCCGGCAGAAUUUGGGGCUAGGGCAGAGAACGACUUCAGUCUGGUUCAGCCGCUGGUGACCAUGGAGCAGCUGCUGUGGGUGAGCGGGAGGCAGAUCGGUUCUGUGGAUACCUACCGAAUUCCCCUCAUCACAGCUACUCCUCAGGGCACUCUCCUUGCCUUCGCUGAGGCCAGAAAAAUGUCCACAUCGGAUGAGGGAGCUAAGUUCAUUGCUCUUCGCAGGUCCUUGGACCAAGGCAGCACAUGGUCUCCUACAGCCUUCAUUGUAGAUGAUGGGGACACCCCGGAUGGGCUGAACCUGGGGGCAGUGGUGAGCGAUAUGGAGACAGGAGUGGUGUUUCUUUUCUAUUCCCUCUGUGCUCACAAGGCUGGCUGCCAGGUGGCCUCCACUAUGUUGGUGUGGAGCAAAGAUGACGGUGUGUCCUGGAGCCCUCCCCGGAACCUCUCCUUGGAUAUUGGCACCGAGAUGUUUGCCCCCGGACCAGGCUCAGGCAUUCAGAAACAGCGGGAGCCGCGGAAGGGCCGCCUCAUCGUGUGUGGCCAUGGAACACUGGAGCAGGACGGGGUCUUCUGCCUCCUCAGUGAUGAUCAUGGUGCCACCUGGCGCUAUGGCAGUGGGGUCAGCGGCAUCCCCUAUGGCCAGCCCAAGCGGGAAAACGAUUUCAACCCUGAUGAGUGCCAGCCCUAUGAGCUCCCAGAUGGCUCAGUCGUCAUCAACGCCCGGAACCAGAACAACUACCACUGCCGUUGCCGAAUUGUCCUCCGCAGCUACGAUGCCUGUGACACCAUACGGCCCCGUGAUGUGACCUUCGACCCUGAGCUUGUGGACCCUGUGGUAGCUGCAGGAGCUGUAGCCACCAGCUCCGGUAUUGUCUUCUUCACCAAUCCAGCCCAUCCGGAGUUCCGAGUGAACCUGACCCUGCGCUGGAGCUUCAGCAACGGUACCUCAUGGCAGAAAGAGACGGUCCAGCUGUGGCCAGGCCCCAGUGGCUACUCCUCACUGGCAGCCCUGGAGGGCAGUGUGGGCGGGAAGGACCAGGCCCCCCAGCUCUACGUCCUGUAUGAGAAAGGCCGGAAUCAGUACACAGAGAGCAUCUCACUGGCCAAAGUCAGCGUGUAUGGGACGCUCUGAGCUGUACACCUGCCACCAGAGUAGAAGGCCCUGGACUCAGCCUUCAGGACUGUGGGCCCUCAGAGGCUAGAGGUGCCUAAAAGACAGUUCCACCUGCCCGUAGACUCUAGCCUUUUGCAAAAUCAAUUUCUCUUUGACAGGGAAGUCACUCUGUUAGGACUACAAGCCUGGCUGCUUCCACACAGGGAGUCCUGCCCUCACUUGGGAGCGUAUCCCUUCCCCAUCAUUGCUGGGCCUGGCCCCCUUCUGUUCCUGGGGCAAUGAUUGGUCCUUUUCGUAGGUGGGGUUAGGUAGGCCUGUGGAAUUGAAUAUAUUUGGACUCAGGGAAAUGGGGAAGGCUGAGCUUCCUCUUUAGGGUAAGAUACUGUGGAGCAGGUUGGCGAAAGUACUGUAAGGGCAAUAUUUGGAUUCAGGGUAAAGAACUAGGUGUACCACCCACCUAGACUAUUUAUAAAUUGAACUAUUUGUAACUUAACGUUUUUAAUGAAGGAGAAUGAGCACUUGCA
This is a messenger RNA of Hyaena hyaena (striped hyena), 1837 nucleotides long. It is a transcript of the gene NEU1, whose product is annotated as neuraminidase 1. Gene Ontology annotation, biological process: oligosaccharide catabolic process; ganglioside catabolic process. The transcript has 6 exons. Bases 81 to 1331 code for a protein of 416 amino acids. Gene Ontology annotation, molecular function: exo-alpha-sialidase activity. Gene Ontology annotation, cellular component: lysosome; membrane; cytoplasm. The record is from RefSeq and is a predicted model, not a curated record. NCBI's taxonomy places the organism in Eukaryota, Metazoa, Chordata, Mammalia, Carnivora, Hyaenidae.